AUGAAGAGGAAGCGAUCUGAAUUCCCAGUGUUCCUCGAUUCGGUAUCGUUUGCUGAGUUGUUGUGCGAAAUCGAUACGUUCAUAUUCGAUGCAGAUGGUGUUUUAUGGCUUGACAGUACGCCUAUUGUUGGUUCAGCUGAAUUCCUAGAAUUUCUUAUUGAGCAUGGUAAGCAAAUCUUGGUAUUAACAAACAAUUCGAAUAAAUCACGGUCUGCAUUAUUAUCAAAAAUGCAACAUAUGCGGUUUGUGGGAAUGAGUGAAAAUUCAAUCCAACUUCAGGAGAAUAUCAUCAAUCCUGCCGUAAUAAUUAUUCAUUACCUCUUAUCAAGAGGGUUUGGUGCAGAUAAUCGUAAGGUGUAUUUGAUUGGUUCGAAAGGAUUUGCCGAGCAACUCGACGAUGCCGGAAUUGAGCACUUUGGUUGUGGACCUGAUCCAGCGUACGCUGGGAAUAUAGAUGAUGAUAACUUUUUGAGUAAAGAUGCAUUCGUGUAUCGCGUCGGUUUUGACGAUCCGUUAACGAAAGUUGGUGCAGUUGUAGUUGGUUUUGAGAAGCAUUUCAGUUAUGUUAAACUGAUGCGUGCUGCGAAUUUUCUGCAGGAUGAGGAGUGUCUUUUCCUGGGUACAAAUGAAGAUGAGACCAGUCCCGGUCCACAUCCGAAGAUGAUAAUUCCAGAUGCUGGUCCAAUUAUAGCUGCAGUCAAGACGGCUGCUGGUCGAGAACCGAUCGUAAUGGGUAAACCGCAUUCAGCCGCAUUUGAGUAUAUUUGUGCUCGGUGGAAUAUUCAACCAGAACGAACGAUGAUGUUCGGUGAUAGAACAAAUACUGAUAUUGUCUUUGGACGCCGACAUGGACUUCGAACAACGCUUGUGCUCUCCGGAGUGCAUUCUUUAGAUAAUGUGAAACAAAAUCAAGAAGCGAAGCGUACAGAAAUGGUGCCAGACUUCUACACGACAUCUUUGGGAUGUCUAAUCGCACGGCAGUGA
Anisakis simplex (herring worm) is the source of this 984-nucleotide messenger RNA. NCBI's taxonomy places the organism in Eukaryota, Metazoa, Nematoda, Chromadorea, Rhabditida, Anisakidae. The record is from the annotation of a GenBank genome assembly.